AUGCUCCUGCGGCCGCUGCUGGCGCUGUGCGCGUGCCUGGGGCUUUCGCAGGGCCUGGGCUCCUGGGUGCACUGCGAGCCUUGCGACGAGAAGGCCCUCUCGCUGUGCCCCGCCAGCCCGGCGGGCUGCGAGCUGGUGAAGGAGCCCGGCUGCGGCUGCUGCCUGACCUGCGCCCUGGCGGAAGGGCGGCCGUGCGGCGUGUACACCGAGCGCUGCGCCCAGGGCCUGCGCUGCCUGCCCCGCCCGGGCGAGGAGAAGCCCUUGCACGCCCUGCUCCACGCCCGGGGCGCCUGCCGCAGCGAGAAGACCUACCGGGAGCAAGCCAAAAGCGAAAGGGAAUCCCGAGAACAUGAGGAGCCAACCACAUCAGAGAUGGCAGAGGAGACCUACUCAUCUAAAAUGUACAGGAGCAAGUCCCAUGGGCGCCUCUCUGAUCUGAAGGUUGAAGCCCUGAAGAAGGAUCGCAGGAAGAAGCUAACUUUAUCCAAGUUUGUUGGUGGGGCAGAAAACACAGCACACCCUCGGGCUACCGCCCCUGAGCUGAGACCAGAAUUUGAACUGGGCCCUUGCCGUAGACAGAUGGAGGCAUCCCUGCAGGAGCUUAAAUCUAGCCAGCGAAUGAUCCCCCGGGCUGUCCACCUUCCCAACUGUGACAGGAAAGGAUUCUACAAAAGGAAACAGUGCAAACCAUCCAAAGGUCGAAAACGUGGGCUCUGCUGGUGUGUGGACAAGUAUGGACUGAAGCUGCCAGGAAGUGAUUAUGUAACCGGAGACCUCCAAUGUCACAGCUUUGACAGCGGCAACACUGAAUGAAUGUCCCUCUUGCCUCUCUCUGCCAGAGCCUUUCUCUAUCCCCAACCUACACCUCACAACGGCCCAGGAGACUGAUUCCUUUAAUCUCAUUUAAGAAUCUGAGGACCUCGGAAUCGACAACACAUUAUCUACUCCUCUUAAUAGCAAAAAAGACUAAAAAAGAAAA
Messenger RNA from Euleptes europaea (tarantolino), 979 nucleotides. RefSeq names its product insulin like growth factor binding protein 5 (gene IGFBP5). Gene Ontology annotation, cellular component: extracellular region. The record is from RefSeq and is a predicted model, not a curated record. The coding region runs from base 1 to 813 and encodes 270 amino acids. Gene Ontology annotation, biological process: regulation of insulin-like growth factor receptor signaling pathway. Gene Ontology annotation, molecular function: fibronectin binding; insulin-like growth factor II binding; insulin-like growth factor I binding. Lineage: Eukaryota; Metazoa; Chordata; Lepidosauria; Squamata; Sphaerodactylidae. The transcript is spliced from 4 exons.